Messenger RNA from Peromyscus leucopus (white-footed mouse), 2925 nucleotides. Its product is annotated as magnesium transporter NIPA4-like. Gene Ontology annotation, biological process: magnesium ion transport. Gene Ontology annotation, molecular function: magnesium ion transmembrane transporter activity. Gene Ontology annotation, cellular component: membrane. NCBI's taxonomy places the organism in Eukaryota, Metazoa, Chordata, Mammalia, Rodentia, Cricetidae. The record is from RefSeq and is a predicted model, not a curated record.
GCUGGGACAAGUCGCGGCCACCUGCCCAGGAGCCGCGGACCUCGGGCGCCGUCAGCCCAGGUCCCCAUGGAGUUGCGGGUCGCCAAUGCCAACGGCAGCUGCGAGAACGGUUCCAUAGUCAGUCUCUACUGCUCCUCCCAAGAGGUCCUCUGUCAGAUUGAGAGCAUCAGCCCUGAAGAGCCCAACAAUGCCACCUUGAUCACCUGGCAAGAGAGGGUCAGGAAGAGGUAUGGCUUCUACAUCGGUGUGGGCCUCGCCUUCCUCUCCUGUCUACUCAUUGGCAGCAGCGUCAUCCUUAAGAAGAAAGGCCUCAUACGACUUGUGGCCACAGGGGCCACCAGGGCAGUGAAUGGAGGCUAUGGCUACCUGAAGGACCCAAUGUGGUGGGCUGGAUUUGCUACCAUGUCCGCUGGAGAAGUCGCCAACUUCGGGGCCUAUGCAUUUGCACCUGCUACGGUUGUCACACCGCUGGGAGCACUGAGCGUCCUCAUAAGUGCCAUCUUCUCCUCCUAUUGCCUGAGAGAGAGCCUGAAUCUACUGGGGAAGCUGGGCUGUGUGAUCUGUAUGGCUGGCAGCACAGUGAUGGUCAUACACGCCCCCAAGGAGGAGAAGGUCACUACUGUUGCGGAGAUGGCGUCCAAGAUGAAAGACACAGGGUUCGUUGUAUUUGCUGUCCUUCUGGUGGUGUCCUGCCUCAUCCUUAUCUUCAUUGUUGCCCCACGGUAUGGGCAAAGGAAUAUCCUCAUUUACAUCAUCAUCUGCUCUGUGAUUGGAUCCUUCUCCGUGACGGCCGUCAAAGGUCUGGGUGUCACCAUUAGGAACUUCUUCCAGGGUUUACCAGUUGUACGGCACCCGUUGCCCUACAUCCUGUCCCUCAUCCUGGGACUUUCCAUCAUUAUUCAGGUCAACUUCCUCAACAGGGCACUGGAUAUCUUUAACACCUCACUGGUCUUCCCUAUCUACUACGUUUUCUUCACCACGGUGGUAGUGGCCACUUCCAUCGUCCUCUUCAAGGAGUGGUAUACCAUGUCUGCUGUGGACAUUGUGGGCACCCUGUCUGGCUUCGUCACCAUCAUCCUGGGUGUUUUCAUGCUUCAUGCUUUCAAAGAUCUGGACAUCAACCAAAUCAGCUUGCCACACACGCAUAAAAACACAACGCCAGCUCCUGCCCCAGAGCCCACAGUCAUUAAACUGGAGGACAAGAACGUCCUUGUGGACAACAUAGAACUUGCCAGCACACCAUCACCACAGCAGAAACCCAAAGUAUUUAUGAUCCAUUCUUAAAGCCUGGAAUACAUGGGUAAGAGGAGGCACCCAAUGGUCCAGCCUGACCUCUCAAGUUCAAAACUACCAGGUUACUUUCAGCACAUCUGUUGCCAAGGGCUAUCUUUCCUUGAGAUAUUCAUUUAUACCUCACUGCUGUUCCUAGAAGAAGAAAAAAUCCCUACCCAUUGAGUAGGUGGCAGGACUUCCUAGAGAUACAGCCUUGGUGACUAAAUCCACUAGUUCCUGUUGGAGCCAGCAAGUGCCCAGAGCCUCUUCUCUCUGGUUCCCUCAGCACCAUCUAUCUCUAUGUUGUUGGGGAAGAAGAUAGAAUUUGACCUGCUGAAUGUAGCCCAGUUCGAGAACUGCCCUCAGGUCUUGGUCAUCAGUAAAUCCUCCACACCAAUUGGCCUGUCAAGCUGGACUUCUCAGCCCUUAGUGCAAGAAUGGAGCUUGUGAAGGACUGCAGAGCAAUCUGUGCGCCUCACCAUCCCAAGGCCAGUAGGUGCCAGGUAGCCUGGUGUUUCCUGAAGAACGAAGCAAGACCCCAGCUGACCUCCUUACUGUGAAAGCCACCUGAUGUCUCAGGGAAGUUUCAACUAGUCCAUUCUCCAAGCACUCCAGCCUGGAAGUCAUAUCUUGCUGUCCAUGCCCCACAUGGCACCACCACCCUUCCUUCUCUCUGUCCAUCCCAAGGCACCAGUCACCGACACAUGCACACUGUAACCUUAGAACUCAACAACAGCAGGGGAGGCCUCCUAGCCCAGCUCCCUCUGCUGGCCAAACCCGUGUUCACCUAGCCUUCUCUGGGAAGAGAACAGCACUGUGCUGUCACUCCGGAAUUUAGCAGAAUGUGACUUCCUUUGCAUCAACAAGUUGACCAUACUAUGACUUGGGGAGGUGGGAGAGAGUGUGAGGAACAAUGUCAAUGUUGGCAGGGUGGAGUCAUGGGCUAUCUGGAAACCUGGAAGUAAUUUUUAGACUGACUUUAAGACCCAAACAAGAACCCAGGCCAAAAAAUGUAUGAGGAAAUUUCUGAGCCGUAGCUAGUGGAAUUGGCUUUGAAUCUCAGUAACCAAGCAGGAGUGCAGGAUUGGUACAGCCUUGUUGACCCAACUGGAACUGAGUCUAUCUCCACUGACAAACAGCUGCCCACACUGGAAGCAGCAUGCCACGACUCCUCCUCCAUCACUUGCCCCAGGGGUCAUCUUUGGUGACCUCACAUUUGGCCAGAGGCAUGCACAGAACAGCAGCUGAGGAGAGAAUUGGGAUCCUUUUCUUCCCAGCUUCUUCCAACUGUGAAAGGAAGGACCACAAGAGAGUGAAGUUAGGAGCUAGUGUGUGGGAAGAGGGGAGACUCGAUCUUCAGUGCAGGUAGAGUCCUGUCAAGCUCCCUGCCUAUUGGUGUUCACAUCUGAUCCCCUAAAUACAACCACACCCAUGUCAAACCCUUUCUAGCCUUGGGCAAGUCCUUAGGGCAGAUCAACACUCUGGGCCCCUGUACCUUCCACGUCCAAUCCCCAGUAUUUGAAUGAAUGUGGAUUUCUGACUGUAACUGAAAUCAAUGCAACACAUUGGAUCUUGGGUAUGGCAGUGGACUGAGGGUUCUGAGAGCCUGGACUCUGGGCUCAAGAGUAAAGACUUCAGAGUGUGUUUACUUGA